This is a messenger RNA of Prorocentrum cordatum, 476 nucleotides long. The record is from the annotation of a GenBank genome assembly. NCBI's taxonomy places the organism in Eukaryota, Dinophyceae, Prorocentrales, Prorocentraceae.
AUGGCAAUGCUGCCGUGCUUGGCCUCCGGCGCCCUCCUGGAGAACUACGGCCUCACGGUCAGGGGCACGUUCAUCGAUGGGCCCGUGCACUGGUUCGACGUCGCGGGCGGCGGCGCGCUGCGAGCGCGUUCGGCGCCGCCGCGCGGUGGCCGCCCGUGCGGCGAGCCCGGCUCGCCCGUGGUACGCAGGCCGAUCUUGCCAGUGUUCGAGCGCAGCAAGAUCGCGAGCCACAAGGCCAGGGGCCGCAGCCCUUCGGCCGACAGCGAGGCCAGCACCGACGUGGGCGCGCCGCCAUCGGACACUCCGCAGUUCGACUUCCAGACUCCGUCGGAAAGCUCGCCGCCUUGCCACGGCGAGUUUCCGGAGGGGCCGCAGGAGCACUCGGAGCGGCUGGCCGCGCUCGUGGAGCAGCACUGCGCCUUCCUGCGCCUCAAUGGCUACAGUCUGCAGCACCACAGCACGGACAAGGCGGGGCG